Molecule: messenger RNA, 1381 nt
Organism: Thalassophryne amazonica
Lineage: Eukaryota; Metazoa; Chordata; Actinopteri; Batrachoidiformes; Batrachoididae
Gene: nfatc2ip
Product: nuclear factor of activated T cells 2 interacting protein
Biological process (GO): positive regulation of transcription by RNA polymerase II; cytokine production
Source: RefSeq, a predicted model, not a curated record
AUGUGCCUGAGCAGUGGCGAGGAGAAAUGGAGAGGAGCAGAGUGUGGAUUGUGUUUCAGGGUCACUGGAUGCUCUUUGUCUCCACCGCCGCUGGCAGAAAGUCCCAUGAAGAAACUGUCCAGAAAGGCCAAAAAGAAGAUAAAUGAGGUGGACAGGAAGCUCCAGGCCUUGACCUCCCUUCUUAGUCCUUCUCCUGAGACACAGGGGAGGAAACCUCAAGGCCAUUGGUCUGAGCCAUCAGAGGAUGAGGACCCUAGGAAAGGUGAUGUGAACAUCCUCAGUUCCUCCGGUACCUUAUCAGUCCGGGAGAUCCCCCUUAAGGUUCGCUGUCGAAUGGAGAUCCACAAAGUCCCGGUUCUUUCUUCGGCACCUUUAAGUGAGGUAGUCACUCAGCUGUCCAUCAAGCUUAAAACCCCACCAUCUUCGCUACUCUUGAUGAAGCAGGAGGUGGAGCUUCAGACUCACCUGUCAGUUGGUGAGCUUGGCCUUGGUAUCGCUGACAUUAUUGAAUGUGUCGUCAUGGCGGAAGACGAGCACAGAGCCAGCGACGAUGUUAUUACGAUACGCCUGCAGAGCAAAAGCAAAAACACGAGCCAGGAUUUCUCUCUGCACAGAGAGACGCCACUGAGCUCCGUUUUUAAUCGAUAUCUGUCCGAGAGGCCCAAGCUCUCAAAGCGCAAAGUGAGCUUUCAGUUUGACGGCUGCAAAGUGACGCACAGCCAGACACCGGCUCAGCUGGACAUGGAGGACGGCGACAUCAUCGAAGUUUGGAUUUGAUCAUUUAAACCUCCAGGAACCGCAGGUGAGCUGGACGAGGAUUGUGAUGAUUACACCAUAUGUAGUUUAGCGACGGCACAUUAUAGGAUUUUAUUUUUUAUGUUAUUGGUAAAAUAUGUGACUCCUGAAUGCACUCAGUCUGUAAUGACUAUAAACUUCUCUUCAGAGAGUUCAGUCUUUCUGUAUAAAGUUGCAAAGAAAUGCUCAGCACAGUGUGUUCAGCUGCACCAGGGAUUUCCAAAGUAUGCCUAGAAAAAAAAUUAAUGUAAAUGUGUUUUAAUUUACUGUGUGUGUAUUAAUUCUCACCUGAUGUCCAUUGUCACUUUUUUCACCUUAUUUUGAAGUCCUUUGAUUUCAUUUCUAUUUUUGUUUGAUGUCAUUGUUGGGGUGAUGAUGAUGCAUGUCAUUUUUGCUGUUUUACUGCCCCCUCAUGGCCAUAUGAAGGCUGUGUUUGACUGACAGGGUGUGUAGCCCCCUGACCUGGCAGCUUGGGGGAAUUCCAACUUGAAUAUGAACACAGGCAGAGGAAUAAUUGAUGUUUCACACAUUUAAUAAACUUUUAUUUUGUAAUUUACUAAAUAAAUAUUCAGUGUAAGGUUUCUGA